Molecule: messenger RNA, 882 nt
Organism: Arctia plantaginis
Lineage: Eukaryota; Metazoa; Arthropoda; Insecta; Lepidoptera; Erebidae
Source: the annotation of a GenBank genome assembly
AUGGCUUCAGCGUCGGCGGCGGUGCGAACAUUGUUCGUGAGCGGUUUACCCAUGGAUGCAAAGCCGCGUGAGCUCUAUUUACUGUUUCGAGCAUACGAGGGUUAUGAAGGCUCCUUGUUAAAGGUUACGAGCAAGAAUGGGAAAACAGCUUCACCCGUUGGUUUCGUCACGUUCCACACCAGAGCCGGCGCGGAAGCAGCUAAACAAGAUCUUCAGCAGGGCGUCCGGUUCGACCCCGACAUGCCGCAAACGAUUCGGCUGGAGUUCGCUAAAAGCAACACGAAGGUCAGCAAGCCGAAGCCGGCAGUUGCCACAGCCGCGCCAGCUGCACACCCCGCAUUGAUGCACCCACUCACUGGACAUCUAGCGAGUCCAUUCUUCCCGGGUGGGGGUGCGGAGCUAUGGCAUCACCCAUUGGCUUAUGGCGCUGCCGCCGAUAGGCCACACCACACCCCCCUGACGUUGGGCGCGUGUGUACUCCCGGCACCAGCACUGGGGUCGCCGGGAGCUGCGGUACCUCAGCACGGUCCUGCCGGCCAUCCCGCGCAUCCUGCGCCUCCCUGCUCUACGCUCUUCGUCGCAAACCUCGGGCAGUUCGUCUCAGAGCACGAACUUAAGGAAAUAUUCAGCAGCUGCCCGGGGUUCUCUCGGCUCCGAUUGCUGAGCGGCGGCAGCGGAGGCGGGAGCACCGGCCCAGUGGCUUUCGUCGACUUCGCUAACCCAUCGGACGCGGCUACAGCCAUGGCUCGCCUCCAGGGCGCGCUGCUUCUUAGCUCUGAGGGCGCCAUCCACCUCGAAUACGCGAGGCAUAAGAUGGCACACAACGGCUGGAUUCUCGCACAUGAAGGAGCCAAAAGCGGAGAAGAGGCCGAACAGCAUUAG